Messenger RNA from Sesamum indicum (sesame), 512 nucleotides. NCBI's taxonomy places the organism in Eukaryota, Viridiplantae, Streptophyta, Magnoliopsida, Lamiales, Pedaliaceae. The record is from RefSeq and is a predicted model, not a curated record.
UCCUUCACUCUUCGUCUAUUCUUAGCUCCUCUCACACUCAACCCACACACUGAAAGGAAUAAAGAAGAAAGCCAGACCCAAGAUCGUAAAUUUACAUGGGCUCGAUGAAUACUUGGAUUUUGUCCAUCAAAGUGUUACUGAUUUCAGCCGGAGCUUUAACCCUAGCCAUGGGGAUAAAAUUCUCUGUCCCGGUAGCAGUGAAAGAAGUUCCAGUCAUGUGGUCCGUCAUUGUCUCCUGGCUGAAGCCUCCUUACUUGUACAUACUCAUUAACGGCAUCAUCAUCACCAUCGCCGCGUCCUCGCGCUUCCAUCAAACUCAGACGGAGCCACCGGCGGUCCGAUUUGAUCAUCAGCACUUGGCCGUUUCUGUCAGAGCUCUUCCGCCCCCGGAUUUUGCUCCCGUGUCGGUUCAUCCGAAAGUUAUAAGUGCUGUGGAGGAACCGCAGGAGGAGGAGUCGGCGGCGGUUGUUGUGGUGUACGAGAGUGGAGAUAGGAUUGUGGAGUUGAAACCA